Camellia sinensis is the source of this 827-nucleotide messenger RNA. NCBI's taxonomy places the organism in Eukaryota, Viridiplantae, Streptophyta, Magnoliopsida, Ericales, Theaceae. The record is from RefSeq and is a predicted model, not a curated record.
CAUCAACCAAACCAUCACAAACCACCUCUAUAUAUAUUUUACUCACCUGAAUUAUAAGCCACUGCCUAGCUAGCUACCAAACCAUGAAAUACAAUGAGAUAUCUCAUUUCAGCCACCCACAACACAAGCUCACGUUUGAGUACACAGAAGUCCCAUUCAAGUGUGAUGGUUGCAAAGAAGUUGGCAUAGGCUCAAGAUACAAAUGCUCCAAUAACAACACUUGUGACUAUGAUCUCCACAUCCACUGUGCCCUCCCUUCCCCUUCUCUCUCCCACCCGUUCUACACCAAAUGCUCUUUCCAAUUCCUACCCCGCCCACCGGGCACCACUCCCCGCUACUGCAACGCCUGCGAAAAGGACAUCACCGGCUUCCUCUACCAUUGCAAGGCCUGUGGAUUCGACCUCCACCCGUGUUGCGCGAAGCUCCCCAUGGUGCUCAAUGACGGUGAAGUGAAGUUGUACCUGUAUAGGAAGGUUAGCACAUCUUGUCAUCGGUGUGGGAGGAAGGAGAGGAAUUGGAGUUACCGGUCGAAUUGCAAGAAGUAUAACUUGCAUGUUGGUUGUGUGAAGGAGAUGUUGGUGGAGUAUUGGCAUGAGAUAUAUUUUAGGGGUGGUGGGAGUGGGGGAAUAGGAGGGAAUGAGAGGAAGUUGGAGACUAGAAUUCCUAGUUUGAGAGGUACACUUCAGACCCCUCAUAAUAGGAAUAGGGGCAAAGGGAAGAGGUGUGGUCAGAUGGCUGCUUUGGCUGUCCAGUUUGUUAUAUCAGCGGUUCUUGGUGACCCUACUACCCUCAUUGCUGGGGUUGUUGGGUCAUUGAUGUCUAUGUAG